CGAAGCUCAAAGCUGUCACCGUUUGUCAUCACAAUUUAAAAAUAAAAUGUUUUAACAUUAUUUCUGUAAUCCUACCAUGGCCGACGAAGAAUACGAGCGAUUUGAAAUAACCGACUACGAUUUGGAUAACGAGUUCAAUCCGAAUCGUCGAAAUAGGCGUCCUACCAAGCAUCAACAAAUUUACGGCAUUUGGGCAGAUGAAGAUUCAGACAAUGAACUGGCCGACGAAGAGGCCAGCUCUUCCCGUAGAGGCCGAGUUAGGUUGGGUAAGAAACCGAAAGAUUAUUCCGCUCCCAUUGGCUUUGUGGCUGGUGGAAUUCAGCAAGCCGGCAAAAAGAAAGAGGAAAAACCCAAAAGUGAUGAUGAAGAGGAGGAAGAUGAAAAACGGCCACGCUUCGGUACGGUCAACAGCGGAACUAGCUCCGAGUCAGAAUCGGAAGUGGCAGCAAAGGCAAACGAUUUUAGAUCCAUGGCUGGUUUCCGGAAAUUUACUGCCCAGAGCACUAUCAAUGUAGGCAAAAAGGUUGGGAACUGGGAGCAGCACACCAAAGGUAUCGGAGCUAAACUAUUGCUGCAGAUGGGAUAUCAACCGGGAAAGGGUCUGGGAAAAGAUCUUCAGGGUAUUUCUGCUCCCAUUGAGGCACACUUGAGGAAGGGCCGUGGAGCUAUUGGUGCCUAUGGGCCGGAGAAGAAAACGGUUGUGAAGGAUCUGAAGCAUAAAGAAGCGAAGGAUGAAGCGAUUGAAAUCAAAGACAAGGAUGUCAGUCAGCAGUGGAAAAAAGAAAAACACAAAGGUCGUUACUUCUACAAAAGCGUUGAGGACGUAAUUGAAAAGGGUAAAAGAUCUUACGCACUUUUCGAUAAGAAUUCAAAGUUGAGUCAUGUGAAAGUGAUUGAUAUGACUGGUCCAGAAAGUAGGGUUUUAAGUGGCUAUCAUGCUUUGGGCCAGGCCAGAAUGUUAGAUGAAGAUUUGUAUGAUGCCAAACCCACUAAGGAAACAACUAACUUUGCACUGCCAGAGCUAAUGCACAACCUAAAUUUGAUUGUGGAACUUUGCGAGCAAGAUAUUAUUGCAAUUGACAAACAGAAAUGUGCAGCCAAGGACCGUGAGGAGCAGCUGGAAAUUGAGAAGGAUAAUCUUAUUCGCAUCACUCAGUUGGAAGAGGACCAUAUUCAAACCUUAGAAGGUGCAUUGGAACUGGUUAAAGCUCUGGUAGAGCCAGAAAGUGGAUCGGUUGCUUUAGAAGAUUGCGAACGGAUCUUUGUUCGAAUGCAAACGGAAUUUCCAGCCGAAUAUAAAGAAUUUGGACUAGCCGAUCUGGCACCAGGUGUUGUUGCUCCAUUGAUUGCUGCUCGUUUGAAAGAAUGGAACCCAUUCAUUGACCCAACGCUUCAUCUGGAUCUGUUCAAACGGUGGCGUUCAAUUUUGGGUUCUUCUGACACCGAAAAACGUAACCUUCUGGAUCCAUAUUCUGGUCUUAUAUGGUCCGGUGUGAUUCCGAGCAUUCGCUCCGCUGCCACAGCAUGGGACCCGCGAAUUCAUCAACCAAUGAUUGCUUUGCUUGAUGCCUGGGCCCCAUUACUACCAUCAUGGAUUUUAGACAACGUGUUAGAACAAAUUACAAUGAAUAAGCUGAACGCAGCGGUGACAGAAUGGGAUCCACUGACGGAUACUAUUCCGAUUCACGUUUGGAUUCAACCUUGGGCCGGUAUUCUCGGCGCAAAGAUGGAGGAAAACAUAUAUCCAACUAUUCGGGAGAAACUUAGCAAAGCGUUGAAAGCUUGGAAUCCUGAAGAUCGCUCGGCGCGUGCUAUGAUCACUCCGUGGAAGGGUGUUAUGACAGAAGAAGAUCUGCAGGCGUUCCUCAUAAAGAAUAUAAUUCCUAAGCUAGAGCUACGAUUAACGGAACUGGUUAUCAAUCCGCUGCAGCAAGAUUUAGAAAUUUUCAACCAAGUAUGGGAAUGGAAUGAGCUCAUCUCUACUAUUCAGAUGGCAUCCAUGCUCGAUAAGUACUUCUUCCCGAAAUGGAUCCAAACGCUGGUUCUUUGGCUGAAUCAGUCGCCUAACUUUGACCAAGUAACGCGCUGGUACCAGGGCUGGAAAUCCCAGUUCACCGAUGACAUCAUCCGUCAGACCAACGUCAAGGAAAACUUCCGAAAAGCACUGGAAUUAAUGCAGCGUUCCAUCGGAAUUACGACAGGAACAGCGUCUUCAUCAACUAUGUCCUCUUCAGAACCGAUGGAUACAACACCCACUGCUUCAACAACCAAAUCAUCUUCAUUAAUUGACAAUUCAGCGGAUAGUACACCCUCAUUGGAAUUCAAAGAGCUGGUGUCUCAGAAGUGCGCCGAAAGAGGAAUCAUAUUUGCGCCCAUGCCGGGCCGAAGGGAAAUGGGAAAGCAGGUUUAUCGAGCAGGAAAGCUGUUUUGCUACAUCGACCGAUCAGUUUGUGUUGUUAGCUUGGAUGGCGGUGUCAAUUGGACACCAAUUUCACUGUCGGCUAUGCUUGAACGAGCGGUCAGUGGUUGAGUUCGAAUGCAUUCAAUAAAUCAGUUUAAAAUACAUAGGUAUUGCCGUGUUAGAUCCUAUUAUUGCGUUUGCUUAUUUUAGAAAUAAAUCAUUAAACCCUCCUGUGAGUAGUAAACUUAAAUAGUGCUUAGUACCAAUUUUUAUUAACCACGUUUUUCCGCUCCCAGUGAUAGCUAAUAAAAAAUGAUCGAUA
Topomyia yanbarensis is the source of this 2723-nucleotide messenger RNA. It is a transcript of the gene sip1, whose product is annotated as septin-interacting protein 1. The record is from RefSeq and is a predicted model, not a curated record. Gene Ontology annotation, biological process: spliceosomal complex disassembly. Gene Ontology annotation, cellular component: U2-type post-mRNA release spliceosomal complex. Lineage: Eukaryota; Metazoa; Arthropoda; Insecta; Diptera; Culicidae. The transcript has 3 exons. Bases 77 to 2530 code for a protein of 817 amino acids. Gene Ontology annotation, molecular function: nucleic acid binding.